AUGGAGACCGAAACGUUACCUUCAUCACUUGAUGAGGUAGAAGCUCUCGUUCAUCAACUAUACAAGGCUGGUCCUCCUCAACAGGUUUCAAAAAUUCAAGAAACUCUCCAAAAGCUACAGCGUUCUCCUGCUGGUUGGGAGCUGGCCAAUGGCUUACUGGGAAGCAACUCGGAAAAUGUCAAGUUCUUUGGGGCAUUGACGUUCACUAUCAAACUCAACACAGAUUCACAAUCUUUAAAGGAUGAUGAUGCACAAAUUGUGCUACAACAGAUCAUUGGAUGGCUUAUCAAAUGUUUGAAUUCUGGCUGCGGACCACUUGUCGUCAGAAAACUAUGCACAACAUUAGUCACUUAUUUCCUUCAUUUCUCUGGCUCUUGGGCUCGUUGCAUUUCUCAUCUCACAUACUGCCUUUGCCUUGGCGAGGCCGUUCCUUAUCAUAAAAUCGAGGAUGCUCCUACCAUGGCGGUCCUUGCCCAGAAUCUACCAGAUGACAAAAGUCUGGCGAUACUGUGGUUCUCAGCUACCUUGGUAGAAGAAGUUGGAAAAACAGAUUCAAAUUCAAUGAAGCAACACAAAUUUCACGAAUAUGUGGUUCAGAAUGUUGAAGACAUUGUGACUAUAUUGAAAAAGGGCAUUGUAAACACAACAGGGGUUCCUAUAAACACAAAGGUUCGUCAGGAAUCAAUGAAAUGUUUUCAGUCAUGGGUUCUUUACUCUCAUCGUGCAUUUCUCGAUGCUGCCAUUGUUCUUGAUCCUUUAAGAACUCUCACUCAGCCUGCAUUGAUGCUGAUCAUCGAUAAUGAUUUAUACGAAAUCACCGUGGAGCUGUUUGCAGACAUACUAGCGAACUACUCGUCAUUUCUUUCUGAGAAUGACUUCACGAUGCUUUACGAUCUCUUCAGUAGCUCUUGGGCACAGGAAAGAUAUGCAAAAUUGAUCCAAGGCGAUUUUGACUUUGAUUCAGUCCAGUUCGGUCAAUUCUUAUUGAGCUUCGGCGAUGCCACGGUGCAAGAUCUAGCCCAAAAUAUCUCGACCGAUUCUCGAAGUCAGCAGAUACUUUCUGCUCUUGUAGGAUUACUUGGCGCUGAUGGUUAUAUCGUCAAUGAAGACAAGAUAUUCGUCCCAGCAGUAGAAUUCUGGGCUAUCUAUCUGGAAACUGUACUCGACUUGUCAUACAACGUGGAUGCUUCGCCUCCUUGGCUACCAGCAGCGCGAUCAGUGCUGAUGCAAGCAAUUGAGAAAUGCUGGCAAAAAAUGCAAUUCCCUCCCAAACAUGAAUUCAGUUCGUGGGAUUCAAAUGAGCGUGCUGCCUUCAAAGAUGCUCGAAGAGACGUGGGAGACUUGAUACAACAAUCGUACAUGUUACUUGGCUUACCACUUGUUUCUAGCUUUGUUGACCUCAUCUUGAAAUCGGUUGAGAAAGGAAAUGCUUGGGGUGAACUCGAAGCCUCAUUGACCUGCUUAGCUGAAUUUCAGGACUAUAUAAAGGAGGAGUCAGAUGAAUACUUGGACAAAGUUUUUGGGUCGCCACUUUUCUCUAUGCUUACGAGGUCUGAUUCAACUGUCCCUUCACGCACCAGGCAAGCGUUCCUGAUGGUCAUCAAUGGCUAUCCAGAUUACUUUGAACGUCAUACACAACAUCUUCCGAGCGCCCUUAAUCUUAUGUUCAGUAUGUUGCAUUCACCAACGUUGGCCAGAGUGACAUCAAAGUCAAUCGCGAUGCUUUGUUCAUCCUGCCGAAAAGUACUUGUCCCUGAACUUGCGGCGUUUCUGCAGCAAUACAGUGAGAUCAAUCGAGAGAACUCUGUAGAAAGUUACGCAAAAGAAGGUGUCAUUGGCGCUAUAGCAUCAAUUAUUGAAGCAAUGCCGAACGAUGAAUUGAAGCUGGAUCCUCUUAGACAAUUGUUGGAAUUUGUUCAGAGGGACCACGAACGAAGCCUUCAUUUAUUGAGCACACAAUUCACAAAUGCGGCCUCAAAUACACAGGUGCCGGAUAGCCAAGCAGCUGCUGAUGAAGUUGAACUCACUGCUAUACGAUGUCUGAUAAGUAUCGGAAAAGGUCUUCAAGUACCAGCUGAUACCCCUGUUGAUCUUAACACUAGUGAAAAUAGUUAUUCAUACUGGAAGAAUGGCAAUGGCAGAGGAAUUCAAGUACAGGUUCUGAACAUUCUUACCGCAGCUAACGAAGCUUUCCCUGGCCAUGGUGAGGUAACAGAGGAAAUCUCACAUGUUUUCCGCACUGGCUUGGUCGAAACUGAUGGUCCAUUUGCUUUCCCUCCUGAGGAUGUCGCCAAAUCAAAUUAUCAGACACCUCGUGUUAUCACAGUCAUCAACACCGCCUGCUCGCUCAUUAAUUCAUGUAACACAGCAUCAGAUGAGCGCAACAAUCAGGUUUCAAGUGCCUUGUUGACAUGGGUCUCUGGAUUGAUGGAAGCUAUAAAUCACGAGCCCAGCAAUGACCCAGAGAUCUCGCAACCAAGCAUAGAGUUCCUCCACCGUCUAAUCUCCACCCCCAAAAAUCUCCACAUUCUCCUGAACCAUGAGCCCAAAUCCUCACUGGAACACAUUUUCAUGUUUACCCUCAAAGCCCUCACAGGCCGGGAUCCACUACCCAAACAAAGUGCUGCUGAAUUCUGGGCCUCAUUCGUUUCCCUCCCUACCAACAACCCCGAUACCCACGUCCAACAAGCCAUUACCAACGCUCUUCAACAUCUCGGGCCACUCCUCGCCCAAGCCCUGAUCUACAAUAUUGGUGGUGCAGCCGCUCGCAGCGAACUUGAUAAACUUUCUGAUCCGCUGCGAAAACUUGUUGUGAGUCAGGUGAGAGCAAAGAGUUGGUUGGAAGCUGCGUUAAUGGACGGAAACUUCCCGAGUGACAAGGUAGAUCAGAAGGAGAAAAUGGUAUUUUUGGCCAAGGUUAUGAACCUUCGUGGUGCUAGGGGAACAAAUUCGGUGGUGAGAGAAUUCUGGUUGGCGUGUAGAGGAUCAAAUUUUGCAUAUGUUUCUUGA
Botrytis fragariae is the source of this 3009-nucleotide messenger RNA. RefSeq names its product putative importin 13 protein. The transcript is spliced from 9 exons. Gene Ontology annotation, cellular component: nuclear membrane; cytoplasm. Lineage: Eukaryota; Fungi; Ascomycota; Leotiomycetes; Helotiales; Sclerotiniaceae. The record is from RefSeq and is a predicted model, not a curated record. The coding region runs from base 1 to 3009 and encodes 1002 amino acids. Gene Ontology annotation, biological process: protein import into nucleus.